UAGAAAGAAAGAGAGAGAAGAAACAGAGACAAGAAGAAAAACAGAGAGCAAAAGAAAUGAAGCAAGGUAUAGUCCUUCAUCAAUGGCUUGUUCUGUUCUCUCUCAUUGACAUGUUCUGCUCAAGCCAGUCUCUCACCCAUGAUUACGGCCAAGCUCUCUCUAAGAGUCUUCUCUACUUUGAGGCCCAACGUUCAGGUCACUUGCCCCAUAACCAACGGGUCACUUGGCGUCUUCACUCUGCCCUCAACGAUGGCCUGGAACAAGGAGUGGACUUAGUAGGAGGAUACUAUGACGCAGGCGACAAUGUGAAAUUUGGUCUACCUAUGGCUUUUACCGUGACAAUGCUCUCUUGGAGUGUCCUAGAAUAUGGUAAAGACAUGGCUGAGGCCGGAGAGUACGUUCACGCGCUGGAAGCCAUCAAGUGGGGGACGGAUUACUUCAUUAAAGCUCAUACUCACCCUAAUGUCUUGUGGGCCGAGGUGGGCGACGGCCACACGGACCACUACUGCUGGCAGAGACCAGAGGACAUGACUACAUCUCGUCAAGCCUUCAAGGUGGACGAGAACAAGCCUGGAUCAGACAUAGCCGGAGAGACAGCGGCCGCCAUGGCUGCAGCUUCCCUGGUAUUUAGAGAAACCAAUCCACAUUAUUCUCACCUACUUCUAUACCAUGCACAACAGUUGUUUGAGUUUGGUGACAAGUACAGAGGAAAAUAUGAUGACAGUAUUGGAGUGGCUAAAGGAUACUACACCUCAGUGAGUGGUUAUAUGGAUGAGUUACUAUGGGCAGCUUUGUGGCUAUACAAAGCCACAAAUAAAGAUCAUUAUUUGGAGUACGUUUUGAAUAAUGCUUAUGCUUUUGGAGGGGUGACUUGGACCAUGGAAGAAUUUAGUUGGGAUGUCAAGUAUGUUGGCGUUCAAAUCAUUGCUUCCAUGUUACUAAUGGAAGAAAGGCACAAGAUCAAAUACAGGCACGUGGUCGAAGAGUACCGUUCAAAAGGGGAGCAUUACAUAUGCGCCUGCCUAAAUAAAAACAAUUUGACUAAUGUGCGACGCACCCCAGGAGGCUUACUGUACACCCGCCAAUGGAACAACAUGCAGUACGUCUCAAACGCUGCGUUUUUGCUUACUGUCUACUCAGAUUACCUAACAACCACCGGUAAGAUGCUUCAUUGCCAAAAUGGGCUUGUGGGCCCAAAUGAAAUCUUCACCUUUGCAAAAUCACAGAUUGAUUACAUCUUGGGGUCUAAUCCAAUGGCUGUGAGCUACUUUGUUGGUUAUAGUGCACAGUACCCUCAAAGGGUCCACCAUAGAGGAGCAUCUAUUGAUUCUUAUAAGAAAACUAAGGGAUUUAUAGGGUGCACGGAGGGGUAUGAUAGUUGGUAUGGUCGCCGUGAGCCUAACCCCAAUGUGUUGAUUGGGGCCCUGGUUGGUGGGCCAGACAGUAAUGACCAGUUCAGAGAUGAGAGGUCAAAUUAUAUUCAGACUGAGGCAUGUACUUACAACACUGCACCUUUAGUUGGGCUUUUUGCUAAAUUGAGUAGGCUAGAAGUUGAAAAUUUGUCUCUUAAUGCUCAUUUAAUUGCUUCUACCUAGAGGGAUUUUUUUUUUAUUAUUAUUAUUAUUAACAAUAUUCACCAUAUGUGUCGAUACUUGACACUUCAUACUAAAAAAUAUUCAAUAGAAUUUUUUCUUUUUGAUUGGGAAAGAUAUACAAGAGAUAAGUGUAUGUGUCAAAUUUUUGGCAAGCAUAAAUUGUCUUUCCUUAGUAGAGAAAAUUUGUGGAAUCUAUUUUCAAACAAUCCAAAAGCAACAAAGUUGUAACUAUGUCUCCUUUUUUAUUAGGUCCUCUUCUUCUUAACUUUAUGAAUAUUAGUAGAUCUUGUAACUAUAUUGUCUAUAAUGUGACUAAGUGGGCCUUUACCCACCAGAUGUAUGGUUGUAUUCCAGUCUUCUCUAUGUUGGAGAACCUCUUUUGUAAUGACCGCGAGGUCUAAUUAUCUUAUGUUAUUUAAUGCAUUAAUACACUUAUUUUCAAAAAAAAAAAAAAAAAAAAAAAAAGCAACAAA
Cannabis sativa is the source of this 2068-nucleotide messenger RNA. Its product is annotated as endoglucanase 11. Lineage: Eukaryota; Viridiplantae; Streptophyta; Magnoliopsida; Rosales; Cannabaceae. The transcript has 5 exons. The record is from RefSeq and is a predicted model, not a curated record. Gene Ontology annotation, biological process: carbohydrate metabolic process. Gene Ontology annotation, molecular function: hydrolase activity, hydrolyzing O-glycosyl compounds. Bases 57 to 1595 code for a protein of 512 amino acids.